AUGCCCUCUGAAUGUCUAGUACGUUACUCCUAUCACUCAAAUUACACGUUCCCCUGUUCUCCCUUUGGCUUCUGUGGUAUGACUGAAGAGUUCUGCGUCGUGACCGACGAUGAGGAAACAUCCUGUCAAAGCAAUUGCGAGCAGCCAGAAUCAGGAGCAUCCAAUGGUGAUAUUAGGAAGCGUGUCAUAGGUUACUAUGAAGCUUGGGUACACGAUAGGGCUUGCAAUGGAAUGUCCAUUGAUCAGAUUCCUGUUGGAAGUCUUACUCAUCUUAUGUUCUCAUUUGGAUAUAUUACUCCCGGGGAUUUCCAGAUCGUACCAAUGGACGAUCUGGAUGAGAAACUAUUCACCAAGAUAGCAUUACUAAAACAACAGAAUGAAACACUCAAGGUGAUGAUUGCCCUUGGCGGGUGGACAUUCAACGACCCGGGUGUCACACAGAGUGUUUUCCACGAUGUUACAAGCACGAAGGAAAAUCGCGCCAAGUUCAUUGGUAACCUCCUUAGCUUUCUCCGCCAGUACGCCUUUGACGGUGUUAAUUUCGAUUGGCAAUACCCUGGCGCUAAUGAUCGCGGAGGUGCGGAAGGGGACGGUGAAAACUUUACCAAGCUCUUAGAGGAGCUUCGAACGGCUAUUGACGAUCAGCCCCUGGAAUAUUACCUUCGCCACUUCGAUAUCAAAGCAAGUUCAGAAGCGGUCGACUUCGUGAAUGUUAUGAUAUGGGAUGUAGAUAAUCCAAUCGGUUCAAAUGUUCUUGCACACACCAAUCUCACAGAGAUUGGCCUCGCACUGGAUUUAUAUUGGAGGAAUGAAAUCGACCCAGAGAAACUCAAUUUGGGCUUCGGGUUCUACGGCCGAACAUUUCAGCUGUCCGAUCCUACCUAUUAUAAGCCAGGCUGCCCCUUCUCUAGAGGUGCCAGCCCAGGUCCAUGCACAAAGAACUCCGGUACACUUGCCUAUCGGGAAAUCAUAGACAUCAUCAAAGAGAAUGAUUUGAAACCGUAUUACGAUGAGGAACAUCAGGUCAAGUACAUUGUGUGGAACCAGAACCAAUGGGCCAGCUACGACGAUGAAGAUACCUUCCAAGCCAAGAUUGACUUCGCAAAUGAGAGAGGACUGGGCGGCCUUUUGAUCUGGUCGGUAUGUAUCCCGAUUGAUGAAUUUUACAUGCAGAGCCUUACUAACCCAACGUCCAGCUAG
Truncatella angustata is the source of this 1200-nucleotide messenger RNA. Its product is annotated as glycoside hydrolase. Gene Ontology annotation, biological process: carbohydrate metabolic process. Gene Ontology annotation, molecular function: chitin binding. The transcript is spliced from 9 exons. The record is from RefSeq and is a predicted model, not a curated record. The coding region runs from base 1 to 1200 and encodes 399 amino acids. Lineage: Eukaryota; Fungi; Ascomycota; Sordariomycetes; Amphisphaeriales; Sporocadaceae.